This is a messenger RNA of Saprolegnia parasitica CBS 223.65, 249 nucleotides long. RefSeq lists its product as hypothetical. The record is from RefSeq and is a predicted model, not a curated record. Lineage: Eukaryota; Oomycota; Saprolegniomycetes; Saprolegniales; Saprolegniaceae. The coding region runs from base 1 to 249 and encodes 82 amino acids. The transcript has 2 exons.
AUGCAAGACGCGUCGACGCGGGUGAACGUGGGCGGCUCGCUGUUUGACACGGCCGAAGUGAUGCUGACGCUCGACCACCCGUCGAUGGUCGCGUACUUGCAUGGAUCGCCGAGCGCGAGCGACCUCCGCACUUUCUAUCGCGGCGAUCGGGACCGUAAACGACCCGGCACCACCAACUACGGCCUCGCGGUCUAUCUCAACAAUCCGCAGUCACGCGGCAGGGCGACGUGCGCACUGGACGGAUCGUGA